Pseudoliparis swirei is the source of this 4018-nucleotide messenger RNA. RefSeq lists its product as uncharacterized. The transcript has 19 exons. The record is from RefSeq and is a predicted model, not a curated record. Gene Ontology annotation, cellular component: cytoplasmic vesicle; apical plasma membrane; bicellular tight junction. Gene Ontology annotation, biological process: bicellular tight junction assembly. The coding region runs from base 251 to 3643 and encodes 1130 amino acids. Lineage: Eukaryota; Metazoa; Chordata; Actinopteri; Perciformes; Liparidae.
AGUCGAACCGGAGGACUAACGGACUGCAUGUACGUCCCGUGAUCAGAGGUAUCGAUCCCCGCGGCUCGGCGCUAUCGAUUAGGAGCGCGCGAGGCGAAGAGGGAAGUCUCUCCGGCUCUUCUCCGGGAGAAGCGCCGGGGACGCGACGGCCAGUCCGCGACAUCUUGGAACCAGCUCACUGUGUAUCACCUCUAUUAGGUGGACCUCGGCCCAGCGCUGCAUUGAGAGCCCAUGGACCAUCAGCAUCCUCAUGUCCAAUGGAGGAGGUUUUGAUGGACGCUCUGAGCGCGCCCGCCAGUCGCCGCUCUACGACCGCGUGGCGCCCGGCUCCUCGGGCCGAGCCGACUCGUACGACUCGCUGAGGGACCAGAGGUCGUCUCCGCUCGCCCGGAGCGCCGACCCCCUCCCCCCCCCGCCUCUGCCGGACCAGCCUCCCGUGGGCCCCGAGUUCGAGGGCGGCGAGUCGGACCGCGACCUCGACCCGUCCCUCGACAUCAAGCCGGUGCACCGCUUCAUCCCCGACUCCUGGAAGAACUUCUUCAAGGGCAGCGACCCGCCCGGCUCCUCCGUCCUCGGCUCCGAGCCCGCCUCCUCGUGCAACAACAACAACAGCACCAGUGACGGCGUGCGCUGCUCCCCGCCGCGGUCGCCCGUCCCCGGGUCGUACCGGGACCCGUAUGGCGGCUCGGGCGGCAGCUACAACUCGCGCAGGGAGCUGCUGGAGGCCCGCGGGUCGUCGUCGGGCCGCACCCAGGGGCUGAGCUACGGCGAGCGGGUGGAGGAGUACCACCAGCGCUACGGCUUCAUGAAGUCCUGGGCCGGGCUGCUGAGGAUCCUGGGCUGCGUGGAGCUGCUGCUGGGCGCCGUGGUGUUCGCCUGCGUCUGCGCCUACAUCCACAAGGACAACGAGUGGUUCAACAUGUUCGGCUACUCGUCGCCCGGCGGCGGCUACGCGGGCGGCGCGUACGGCGGCGGCGUCAACGGAGGGUCGUACUACUCGGGCCCCAAGACGCCGUUCGUGCUGGUGGUGGCCGGCCUGGCCUGGCUGGUGACGGUCAUCCUGCUGGUGCUGGGCAUGACCAUGUACUACCGCACCAUCCUGCUGGACUCCACCUGGUGGCCGCUGACGGAGUUCAUCAUCAACUUGGCGCUGGCGGUGCUCUUCAUGGCGGCAGGCAUCGUCUACGUCCGGGACACGACGCGCGGCGGCCUCUGCUCGUACCCGGUGUUCAACAACGGCAUCAACGGAGCGUUCUGCCGCACGGAGGCGGGCCAGACGGCCGCCAUCAUCUUCCUCUUCGUCACGCUGGUGCUGUAUUUGAUCGGCGCCGUCGUCUGUCUCAAGCUGUGGAGGCACGAAGCCGCGCGCCGAUACCAGGAGAAGCACGGCCACGAGAUGUAUCGCACCGACCCGCGCGCUGCAGAGAUCUUGAUGGCUCCGGUGUCGGCUCCGGUGCACCGGGCUCCGGUGCAGGUGGAAGGAUCCUCGGUGGUUCCCAUCAAGGCCGCCGCCAAGGCAGUUCCACCGCACGUCCUCCAGGGGGCAAUACCAUCGGGUCACAUCCCCCGACCGGUGAUUGUGCCCGACUACAUCGGGAAGUACCCGACGGUGCGGACGGACGAGGAGCGCGACCAGUACCGCGCCGUGUUCAACGACCAGUACUCUGAGUACAAGGAGCUGCACGCCGACAUGCAGGCCGCCAUCAAGAAGUUUGAGGAGAUGGACGCCAUGAUGGCCGGCCUGCCCCAGCACCCCGCCAGCCAGAAGGAAGUGGAUCGCAUCAACAGAAUCCUUCAGGAGUACCAGAGGAAGAAAAAUGACCCGACCUUCCUGGAGAAGAAGGAGCGCUGCGAGUACCUGAAGAGCAAACUGUCGCACAUCAAGCAGAAGAUCCAGGAAUACGACAAAGUGAUGGAGUGGAACGACGGCUUCAGAAGUGACAUCAUCGAGUCUGUUUCCUCUCGUCAUCAAGGGGCGGGGCUACGCUGGCGCAGGGCCGCGCUCACCUGGGUGUGUCCCUCCCGAUUGUUGUGUUUUUCAUCAGCAGCUUCAGUUUCAGUUGAAGCUUUCCAGGCGGAGCAGAGAGGCGCGCGCACAGGUUCUCUUGGCUCACCCAGUGACGUCACCAUGUCCUCCAGACCCAACGGGAGUCCCCCUCCCUACGAGUCGGACACCGGAUAUGCCGUCGCCCCCCAGCCGGCCUACUCCUACUACCCGGACGAUGAGUUCCAGCACUUCUACCGCUGGACGUCUCCGCCGGGCAUCCUGAAGAUCAUGUCCAUCAUCUCCAUCGUGAUGUGCGUCGCCAUCUUCGCCUGCGUCGCCUCCACGCUGGCCUGGGACUCCCAGGGCGCCCUGGGCGGCUUCGGCGGCUACGGGGGCGGCGGCUACGGGGGCGGCGGCUACGGCGGCGGCGGCUACGGCGGCGGCGGCUACAGCAGCUUCGGCAGCGGCGGCGGCUACGGGGCCGCGAACGGCUACGGCUACGGCAGCCUCGGGGGGAACUACAACGACCCCCGCAAGGGCAAAGGCUUCAUCAUCGCCAUGGCGGGCAUCACCUUCAUCGCCUGCCUCGUCAUCUUCAUCGUCGUGGUGUCUCACCAGAGCCUGUCGGAGAGCCGGAGGUUCUACCUGGCGGUGGUGAUCAUCUGUGCCGUCUUGGGGACGCUCAUGCUGAUCGCCGCCAUCGUCUACCUGGUGGCGGUGAACCCCACGGCGCAGUCGUCCGGCUCGGCGUACGGCAGCCAGAUCGCCGGCCUGUGCGCUCAGUACCAGCAGCCGCAGCCGUCGGGCGUGUUCGUCAACCAGUACCUCUACCACUACUGCGUGGUGGAGCCGCAGGAGGCCAUCGCGGUGGUGUUGGGCUUCCUGGUCGCCGUGGCGCUCAUCAUCAUGCUCGUCUUCGCUCUGAAGACGCGCAAGAAGAUCAUCAACUUCGGCAAGAGCAACGUCCUGUGGAAGAAGGUGAAGGUCAUCGAGGAGAUGGAGCCGCCGCCGCAGGACGUGGAGGCGUGGGUGAACAACGUGUCCGUGGGCCCGGAGGUUCUCCCGAUGUCGGCCCACACCGAGAAGCUCCGCGGCUCCCGCAGUCACCUUGACGACGAGAGCUCCGCCUACGACAAGCCGCCCUACAGCGUCACGCCGCAGCCUCGGGAGGAAGACCUGCCGCUGCAGAACGGCGCCCCCUACGACUCCAACUCGGAGGCGCCGAGCUCGGCCGGGCGGCCCAAGAAGAGACGCGCCGACCGGCCGCGCCGCGCCGACGGACACGACCCGGACACGGACUACAACUCCUCCGGGGACGAGCUGGACGACAACGAGUUCGACAGUGAAUUCCCCCCCAUCGCCAACGAGCCUGAACGCAUCGAAUACAAGCGUCAGUUCGACCGCGACCACCAGGAGUACAAGGAGCUGCAGGCGGAGCUGGACGCCCUGAACAGGAGCCUGGAGGAGGCGGACCGCGAGCUGGACGCGCUGCAGGAGGGCAGCCCGCCCUACCUGGACGCUCUGGACGAGUACAACCGGAUGAAGAACAUCAAGAAGUCCUCCGACUACCAGGUGAAGAAGCGCCGGUGUAAAUACCUGAAGUCCAAACUGAACCACAUCAAGAAGACGGUCAGCGACUACGACCGCCGGGCCUGAAGGACACCGACCUCCAACCGACGACAGACUUUAGAGGGCGGAGCGACGCCGAACAACCCAACACACACACACACACGUCUGAGCUGGUGAAACUGCGGCGGCCGUAGACGCUGUAACAUGUAUUUAUAAAAUAAGAUUUAAUCCCCGUUGUUUUUUUAAUAGCUCUUAAAAACGACUCGGUGUGAGACGCUCAUUUAAAAAAAAUCUUAUUUUAAUUCUCAUUCUGCCUCAACGAUAUAAACUUGUAAAUAUGUGGGAAACUGUUUUUUAAAACGUUUUUAGUGCGUAUGCGUUUCUUUAUUUACACUUUUUCGCGUGAUGUACUUUUACAAUGAGGUGAGAAGCUUUUUAAUGAAAUAAAUUCAUAAAUUAAAA